AUGGGUGACCCCAGGUGUUCCAAUUCGUCCCCUGUAUCACUUUCGCAAAUAUCCAAAACAUCUCUCCGAUCAAUCAGAGAAUACUCACGAUACCCUGUACAUCGGGGUCUCCGAGUCGUCACUUCCAUUGCUCACCUCGGCGGCGGGGAGGGGUCACAAGUUAACGAGGUAUCUGAUAUUAGUUCUUACUUCGAUAGCGAAGACCCUGAAUGUGGAUUCUCGCCAUAUUGCGAAGGUGGAAUUGCGGUCGAGUUUCCUACUAUUGACGAAAAAGAGGAUGACGACGCACUCCACAGCCCGGAUGCGGAUGAGGGGGUGAGACCUAGUUACAAAAAAAUGGCUAUUGUUAUCUUCACCUGUGCGACCUUUGUCUCUGGGCUGUUCAUAUUGUUUAUUGUGUGGCCAGUCUUGACAUAUGGUGGGUAUGGAUUAUUGGGGGGUGGUUACGGUAAAGGAGGCUCCCUAACAGAACAACCUUUAUCAGAUUCAGAUCAUCCACUCCUCCGCAAUGUGAGGAGCACGCUGAUUGACCCGCACACCCCAGAAUCUGCCCUCACGCGAGGUUCAGUUUUUGGGAAAGGGAAUCUGAAGCUUGUUUUCAGCGACGAGUUUAAUAAAGACGGAAGGUCAUUUUAUGAGGGUGAUGACCCUUUCUGGCAAGCUGUAGAUCUCCAUUAUGCAGUUACCCACGAUCUUGAAUGGUAUGACCCGGAUGCUGUAACGACCAGAGAUGGUACUCUUCAGAUGCGACUGGACGUGUUCAGAAACCAUGACCUAAACUACCGGUCUGGAAUGAUCCAGAGUUGGAAUAAACUAUGUUUCAAAGGGGGCGUUCUUGAAGUUUCUGUCUCCCUUCCCGGCCCACCGAGUGUCCCAGGGCUCUGGCCCGGGAUUUGGACAAUCGGGAAUCUCGCACGUCCCGGAUAUAGUGCGACAACUGAGGGCGUUUGGCCUUAUUCUUACAAUAAAUGUGAUCUGGGUAUCACUCCAAACCAAACCAGCUUUGAUGGGUUAUCGUCCCUUCCGGGCCAGAAGCUUGCUAGCUGCGUUUGUGAGAGCGAGGACCAUCCUAAUCCUGGGACUGGGCGUGGCGCGCCUGAAAUCGACGUUCUGGAGGCAACUGCGGAUGGAGACCUGAAUUCCGGCGCCGUCACACAAUCAUACCAAGUGGCCCCAUUCGACACUUGGCACAAGCCAGAUUACGACUACCUAGCUAUCAAUAACCCUAACGUCACGAAGAUAAAUGAAUGGAAGGGAGGCCCCUUCCAACAAGCUAUCAGCGGUAUGCUAGUGAAGUCUAAUCUGUAUCAAAAGUAUUCCUUUGAAUACAUACCGGGGGAGGAGGAUGGUGCAAUUGCGUGGUUUGUGGGAGACGAGGAAACUUUCCGUGUACUUGGACCUGCCAUUGGGUCAAAUGGUAAUAUUAGUCAGCGGGAGAUAUCCCGUGAGCCAAUGUCUAUCGUCAUGGAUUUAGGAUUCAGUGCCUCUUGGAGUUGGACGGGCCAGGCGGACUCGAGACCCAUGCUUGAGGAAGGGGUGACCCUGUAUAUUGAUUACGUUCGCGUUUAUCAGCAAGAGGGCGAGGAGUCUAUUACUUGUGACCCACCUGGUUAUCCCACCACAGAUUACAUUGCGAAGCACCCAAAGGCGUAUACUAAUUUAAGUUUUACCGCAUGGGGUGACACUGGUUACCCGUGGCCUAAGAGCAAGAUGGUGCAUGGGUGUUAA
Messenger RNA from Tuber melanosporum (Perigord truffle), 1728 nucleotides. RefSeq lists its product as uncharacterized. The transcript has 6 exons. Gene Ontology annotation, cellular component: endoplasmic reticulum membrane; plasma membrane. Bases 1 to 1728 code for a protein of 575 amino acids. The record is from RefSeq and is a predicted model, not a curated record. Gene Ontology annotation, molecular function: glucosidase activity. NCBI's taxonomy places the organism in Eukaryota, Fungi, Ascomycota, Pezizomycetes, Pezizales, Tuberaceae. Gene Ontology annotation, biological process: (1->6)-beta-D-glucan biosynthetic process; fungal-type cell wall organization.